AUGACCCUGUUCUCUGGCACUGUCCCAAAGAAUCAUCAGGCGCCGGGUUCAUCGGCAGAAGCGGUUGAUCCCAACAAGCAACGAGCUUCACGACGACCGGGCGUUUUGUCUCUCGCUUCACUCUCGAAGCGGGCGCCGCAAGUUUCGACUUCCACACCCCCCACCACUCCUCCCACCCAUGUGACGCAUACUGCUUCUCAAGCUGUCAUGCAGACUGAUCCUUCGCGGCUCUCUCAGUUUUCACUGCGCAUGAAUGAGCUCCUCAAUAAGGCAUUUGUGGCGAGUCAAUGCAACGUCUCGAGCAUCGCACAUUCAGGUACGUCGCCUUUCACGGGCACGUCUAUCAGUGUGCCACGCAUUCAGAACAUUGUAUACGGCAACAACCGCCUGCCUAACAGAGUAAAGGUGAUUGAGAUGACUCGCCUUAUCAUUGAUGAGCUGCAUAAUGCCGAGCGAGUGGAUCCUUAUCUGCUGCGCGCCGUCUCGCGAACUGUGCUCAAAACUGUCUCUCACUUUAUAUCUCGCAUCGAGUCCCAACUCGUUUCGCCGCGCACUGACCCCACGGCGCUGCAGGUGCCUGUUUCGCUGCGCGGUGCUCAGCACAUCUCCCCCGCCAUGGAGUUCAACCUGGCUCUAAUAAGUCUGGAAUGGAUUGUCGAAGAGAGCUUGGAGCGGUGCUUGGAAGGUCUGCCUCCUCUGGCGCUGCUGCAUUCUCCUAAUAUCCUAAUGCCCACUGCCGCAGAGGGUAUGGCAAAGCCACCCAUGCCGCCAUUCGUGCAUGAUAUCCUGUCACCUUUGCGUGAGCAGAUGGAAACCAGCAUCAUCCAUGUGGUACAGCCAUUGCUGGUAAGUGUCAAGUCAUCGAUCACAGAGUGCCUGAGCCGCGCGAAUCCCCGUCCGUUCCAGCCACAAAUGACACCGCCGUUGCUCAGUAAGACAGAUGGCUCAACUGAGAAGCGUCAAACAUGGCAUAAGGAGCUUGAGGAGCGCCUAGAUGCAGCUUAUCGCCUUCUUGUUCUGCGCAUCGUGGAUCGUUGUGGUCAAGAUGGUCAAGCGUGGUUCAUUUCUGUGGCUAUUCACAUUAUUUGGAAGGGUCUUCUCAUUAUCACGUCACGUUCAGUAUUUGCGCCGGCAUCGCUCGUGGAAGCUGAAUUCUCGCACGCCUUUGGUCGUGCGCCUGGAUCCAUGCCGUCGAGUAUGGUGCUGAAUGCGCUUUUGUCUGUGGAACAUUCGAAGCGUGUACCGACCCCGACGCAGCUUGCUCAUGCGUUACGCAAUGUGAGUCGACCAUCAGGUCAACGCAAGUGGCAGGGCGAAUCGGCGUCAGGCACACAAUCGCCUACUAUGACAUCUGAAGAUUUUGAGUCGUGGAGUGGUCAGUUUGCCCUGCCUGCGACCGAUGUUGACUGCUAUGUGGUGAAUCCACUUCUAGUAGCAGAGCAGCUACAAGAUUUACAUGUGUUCGAACGCCUCAUGCUUCAAUUCUGCACCAACUUUUACCCCUCUGUGUCUUACAAGCACAAGCGCAACACGUCUACGACGGAGACGUCAGCCUCGGCUGAUGUGGCUGGACGAGCUCACCCAGAAAACGGCCACUCGGACGAUGAUGGAGAAGAGGAUCUUGCACAUGAGGCGCUUCGUGAAGCGUUUGAAGCGUUGCAAAGCACGAUAACUGUGCUUCGUACGUUGCUUCAUGACCCUGAUGCCCUAAAUCAUUUGACGAACGAUACCGACUUUGAAAACCUACUUUCACCUGCAGCGAAGCAAGCGUUCCAAAUGAUUCCAUCUUUGCUGUUGAUUCAAAUUGCGUUUUGCCGAGUUCCACCUGGCUGGGUCGGGAAAGGAAGCGCCGGCUCGUCUGGUCUGCAGCUCAUGAAUGACUUGUUUUUGACACCGCCGAGCAUCAUCAAUUAUACUUGGAGUCAGUAUGAGUCUGCUCUUCCAGGCUUUAUGGCCGCAGAGGGUGCUGCCUUGUCACUUUCGGAGCGUUACGAACCGUUGGUGGCGCAAAUCCUUGCUGCCCUCGAUCAACUUGUGGAAAAGGUCGACCAGGAGCAUGCGUCGUCACUGCAAACUAAGCGUUCUAAUUCAGAGCCCCCUUCUGAUGAUUCGAACGAGGACUUACCUGCUGUCAUGACACAGUCCAUGCCAGCGCUCGAUACGGGUGCAUCAGAGUUUCAUCAGCCAGUAUCAAGUGCAAACAGCAAAUCGAGCAAGAUGCCGCCCAUCUCCACGGCUAUGAGCAGUAUGACGGUGGACGACAAGCAAACUCGUAACCACAGAGGUCAUGCACGGACCGGCUCGUCUUUUGCACCGCGCUUGUGGCGUAGGCACGCUUCGCAAGCUCCUAAAUCGGCUAUGCAGCAUGCACUGCCGCCUCGUGUGUCGCGCGCGCAUGCCACCAGCUCUAUUGGCCUUCCCCGUGGAAGAUCUCUCCACCGCACUCAUCAAGCUGGCUUGCCCCGCAGCUCGAACCUUACUCUGGCGCACAUGCAGCGUCAUGCUUUGUACACGUUCGCGAAUGUCGUUCACCGUGUCCCUGAUAUGCUCAGCGACAGCUGA
This is a messenger RNA of Malassezia restricta, 2562 nucleotides long. RefSeq lists its product as uncharacterized. Bases 1 to 2562 code for a protein of 853 amino acids. The record is from RefSeq and is a predicted model, not a curated record. The transcript has a single exon. NCBI's taxonomy places the organism in Eukaryota, Fungi, Basidiomycota, Malasseziomycetes, Malasseziales, Malasseziaceae. Gene Ontology annotation, cellular component: COG complex. Gene Ontology annotation, biological process: intra-Golgi vesicle-mediated transport.